This is a messenger RNA of Paraglomus occultum, 2658 nucleotides long. Lineage: Eukaryota; Fungi; Glomeromycota; Glomeromycetes; Paraglomerales; Paraglomeraceae. The record is from the annotation of a GenBank genome assembly.
AUGGCUACUAAAGUAUCAGUUAACCAACACGCUCCCAAGGAGCAAACUGCAUCAUAUAAACGCCCUGGUUUUGGUGAUGAGGGGCCACAGGGCUCCAAGGACCGCAAGACAAGGGUGCUGACAAACAUGUUUGAGUUAAAAACGGAUCCAAACAUGACCACAUAUCAUCAGUAUACCGUCGAAUUUAAGCGGUAUUCCAUGCGCGAAGGCGAAGCAGCGCGCACAGAACCUCUUACCGGUGAAUCUAAUAAUAACAAACGUCUUCGAAGACAUAUAUUUGCCACGUUUCAAAAGAGACAUCAGGACGACUUUUUCAGAAACGUUGGCGUUGCGUAUGACGGUGGCCCUAAUGUCUUUACAACUGGACAACUAGCUCUCAGGGGAAACAAUCAAGCCAGUGAGCUCAUCGAGUUGGAAGAUGACCACGACCGUGCCGGCAAGCCAAACGAGUUUUACAUUGAUAUCAGAGAAAACAACAAUAAGCCAACAAUCUCGCUUGAUGAUCUGAAAGUCGUCUUGUUGGGUGACACUUUCGAAUGGACUUUUUUCAACAACUUGGGGCUGAAAAUGCUCAAUGCUUUUUUGCAUCACAAUCCCGCGUUACGAUACGUACAAUUUGGUGAAUCAAUCUUCGUUCCCGAAAACAGGAGUCAGCUUGGAGGGGGUGUGGACUUGUGGCAGGGAAUUUUCGCAAGUGUUCGACCAGGAGAAGGUGGUGGAAAAGGAAAACUAUUUGCGAAUGUAAAUGUCACCUACACUACUGUUUAUGAACCAGUCGAUCUGGCUACGUGGUUGUGCAGAUUCCUAAAUUGCGAGAAAGUUCCAGCCAAACUUGAAAAUAAUAUGCGCGAAAAUAUAAAUAGUGUCUUGAAGCAUAUCAAAGUCCGUCCUCUUCAUCGUCCGGAUUGCAAGACAAAAUAUACCGUCGCUAAACUUGCUACCGUAACCGCAGAUAAAUACAAGUUCAUGAACAACAAAUCUGGAAAGGAGGAGACUGUUGCGGAAUAUUUCAAGGAAGCUUAUAACAUGACACUCAAAUCUUACCAUAUGAUCGAAACCGUUGGCUCGAGAAAGGACCUGAUCCCGAUUGAAUGCUGUGGCAUCGUUGAGGGUCAGCGCUAUCAAGGCAAACAAUUGACCGGAGAGCAACGCGCUAAUAUGAUUAAAAUCACCGCCAAGCGCCCUAACGAUAACAAAUCGAUUAUCCUAGAUGGUAUUAAGAACGUAUUAUCACUCAACCACGACAAACUGCUUCGAUUAGCCGGUUUAUCUGCCAAUAUGCAGAUGGCCUCUGUACCCGGUCAUUUCAAGAAAAUGCCAGAAAUUAUGUAUUCGCCAUCAUCUAAACAAGGUGCAACAGUCAGACCGAAACCUGACGAUGGCGCAUGGAAUCUUCGUGACGUUCAAUUUAUCAAGCCCGGCGAGGAAUUGCGCAAUUGGCUUGCCAUUUCCUUUUUGCCAGAUAGAUUCUCAGAGCAAGCCAGAACGUUUCUCCGUGAUUUAGCCAAUCAAGCCCGAGUCCAAGGUAUGAAAGUUGCACAAAAUCUUCAGCAAAGAGUCGCGUCUAUCCGAUGGCGGAACGACAAACAGACUCGUGACGAGAUCAUUAGAAUCCUUCAGGAUGCAAAGAAAUCAAAUGCUGGGUUGCCCCAACUGGUUGUAUUCAUCGUUGAAGAUGAAAACCGUAACCGUACAGCGAACGCCGACCAAUACAAUCUUGUUAAGCGAGUCAUGGAUACGGAAGUCGGGAUCCUGUCUCAGUGUGUUCAAGCACCACAUAUUAUGAGGAUAAAUAAGCAAUAUCUUGCAAACGUCGCUCUGAAACUUAACCUAAAACUCAAUGGAACAAACUCGUCCGUCAAUCUCCCUCGAAUCGAUAAAGUCCCUAUGAUGCUUAUUGGUGCUGAUGUCACUCAUCCACAGCCUGGUUCAACCAUGCCAUCAAUUGCAGCAGUUGUAGGAUCUGUUGACAGAUAUGCUGCUCGGUAUGCAGAGAGACACGUAGAACAAUACAAAGAACCAACUACUGGCAAAAAGACUGGUCGUGGUAAAGAAGAAAUUGAUACUAUGACCGACUUGGUAGUCGAACUCUUACAGGAAUUCAAGCGUAUCAACAAAAUGUUGCCCAAAGUCAUUAUUAUGUUCAGAGACGGUAUCAGCGAAAGUCAAUUUAAACCGUUGGCAUUGGAUAAAGAGCUUCCUUAUAUUAAGGCGGCGUGCGCCAAGGUGGAGCAGGAUUAUAAACCGACAAUUACAUAUAUUGUUGUUGGCAAAAGACACCACACUCGAUUUUAUCCCACAGAUCCAAGGGAUGCCGACAGAAAAGGAAAUGUGAAACCUGGACUUAUAGUCGAGCGAGAAAUUACCCAUCCGUACCUCUUUGAUUUUUAUCUUACCUCUCAUUCUAGUCUUCAGGGAACUUCCCGCCCAUGUCAUUACCAUGUCCUUUUCGAUGAGAAUAAAUUUCAGGUAGACGAGAUUCAGGACUUUACUAACAAGCUGUGCUACAACUUUCAGCGAUCAACCAGAGCAGUUUCUAUUCCUGCGCCUACUUACUACGCACAUUGUGCAGCAAAGAGAGCACGAUCGCAUCUUAAUGGACGUUUGCACAUGACUAAACCAGAGUUCGCUAGUCGUUUUCCGAUGUAUUACGUCUAA